Messenger RNA from Xyrichtys novacula (pearly razorfish), 7429 nucleotides. Lineage: Eukaryota; Metazoa; Chordata; Actinopteri; Labriformes; Labridae. The record is from the annotation of a GenBank genome assembly.
AUCCGGUCUGAGCAUUUUGGUACAGCGCGGCUUCCGUUACUCUUGAGCGCAGCGCACUCCGUUGAAACAAAGUAGCCUGUACAUAUUUAUUUGGACACAAAAUAAACCUUUAUUCGAGAUUUGGCGACACAGUGGUAAGUUAUUAUUUAUCUUUACAUCAUAGAACACAUAAUGAAUCAGUUAUAUAGUACUUAUGAGUGAUAACCUGUCUUAUUUUGUUGGGUAAGCUAACGGCUGUUAGUCAUUAGCUUGUUAGCUUUUGCUACAUUGCUAACAGUGAAUAGGAAUCAUCGAUGGUACAGUGUCCGUUUAGCUUAAUUUAUUGUUAUUUUCUCCUUUACACAUUUUCACAAUAUUUCAACAGCCAGUUAUGUCGUCAGACGCCUUAAAGAAGCGGAAGUCAAAGGUUCUCCGCAGUGAAGGAGGAACCCCUGAGAUGAAGCGGGGUCGUGGAGAGGGGGACCAGCAGGUAAGAGGGCAGCCAGAGGAGGGACUGGUUCGUGAGAGGGACGAGGAGGGUCAAUGCUGUACUGUCUAGAGAGGCGACAGGGUGCUAUGACUUAAACUUAAAAAUAUUUAGUUUUUAUUGACAUGUACAGACAGAUGAUUAUUGUACUUCUAUUCAUUAUGUGAAUGAAGUCAUGAUGGUGGUGAACUGGAGUCUGUUUCAUUAUUGAACAUCUUGAUUAUAAAGCCUUGCUAUACAUCACCAACCGUCACUACAACCUCAAAAAUUCAUGUGAAGAGUAAUUAUCACCUGAAAACGUAGAAAAGUAGAAGUAGAGUUAAUGUUAGAGAUGUUGUUUUUGGUUGCAGUAGACCACAGAGUGUUCAUAAUGUGAAUUGGUAUACUGUAAAUUGAUCAUUUUUGAUACUUCCAGGAUGUGCGGGUCUACAGCGAGGAGGUGGAGCUGGACAGCAGGGACCCUGAGCAGGAUUAUCUACAGUACAAAGAGUCCUGUGAGAGUUUGGCUACACUUAUGAGUGAAAUCCAGGAACUUAAAGCCAGUGGAGCCAAGGAGGGGGUAAGAAGCAUACUAUUUAGAUAUGUGUCUACUUUUACUCUGUUAUAAUUUAUGUUAGCGAUUUCUAGAUGCUUUAGACAAACCACAAACUAUCUGAACUCAGUUGAGUAUAAGUAUAUUCCCCCACUGUAGAAACUUUGUAUAUACAGUUUCAUUGUCAUGCGCAGGUAAAUCUAACACAAUUUACAUUUUAGUACAAACCAUAGACUGUAUAUAGAAUGGACAGUGUCUGCCUCCUUGCUGGGUGAAGCCACUCUAAGAACAAAACACCCUGGCGAUGGGCUGCAGUAUAGGUCAUAAAUCCUGCCUCCUCUAGCAAAGCUUAUGGAGCUGUGGGCAAACUUUAGUAAUUUAUUACACAGAAUAUACAUUUUUCUCCCCCCUGCUUGCGAUGUUGACAUGUAGUUACUGUAAGACUGGUUUGUGCUCCAGUCCUCUUUUUUCUGUGAAGCUCCAUUUUUAAAAGUUAUCAGGGGGUUCAUGUUUUCUAUGACUGACACUUGAUACAGCCUAUGGGCGUACAAAGUUUGUGUAGCUCACCCGAGGGAUACGCUGUUUGAGCCGAGCAUCAUCAUAGGGACUCUCCUUCCGAAUGCAUAAAAUGCUACUGUGCAAGUGGUCAAGGUUUCAGGAAAUGAAGGAAAAAUCGUGGAAAUACCGAGAGCUUUUUGGCUUCAAAUCCGUAUACUGGCGGAAGGCCGAACCAAGUUGUCCAUAGUAUAUGCAGUCUAUGGUACAGACAGACUUUAUUAUUGGCUUCACUUGAAUGAUAAAUUCUAACAAUGUCUUUGUUUUUCAGAGUGCCGAGGUCGAGCAGAGACGUAUGCAGAGCUGCAUCCACUUUAUGAACCUGAAGAAACUCAACCGCCUGGCUCACAUGCGGCUAAAGAGAGGCAGAGACCAGACGCAUGAGGUAACUCCAACAAAGUUCUCAAGUGUUGUCCAACAUUGUGAUAGAUGCAAACACCAGCAUAGGUUUAGUUUGCAGUCCGUUCCUUUGCUGAAGAAGUGCUGCCUGAGCUCCUUUUUUCGCUGAUCAGAAAAGGCAAGUUGAACUGAGUUUUUUUUUAACACUGAACAGCUGCUGCUGCCUCUGUCAGCACAGACAGCUAGCACACCCCCGAUCUGUUUUCAUCCAUCCAUCUAUUUUCUCCCACUUAUAUGGAUCAUGUCACAGGAGCAGCAACCUUAGCAAGUCAACUCAGACCUUCUCUCCCCAGCAAUGUUUCCCAGCUCCUCCUGUAAGAUUCUAAGGCUUCCCUGGCCAGAUGGGAUGGGAUAUAUGAUCCCUACAUCCACCUAUGUACAAAUCUGCAGAGAGGCGUUCAGGGGGCAUUUUUAUAUGCCUGGACCACCUCAGCUAAAUCUUUGUUAUGUAAAGAAAUAGUGGCUCUACUCUGUGCUCCCUCUGGAUGUCCUAGCUGAGACCAGCCACAUUACAGAGGAAACUAGACGAGGGUUGGAACAUAGAUCCUCUGGUAAAUCUGGAAACUUGUCCUUCUGGUUCUAUUCCCUAAUCACCAUUAUGGUCUGGCACAAGGUCUGGGAUCAGCAUGCCUCAGUCCACUACCUUGACCACUGCCCUGCUGUCUCAGCAUCUGACUCUCAGCAUCCAUAUUGUUUUGCUUUUGUUUAUUGCAGGGGUGUGUGUUUGAAAACAAGUCUAAAGCAGAGUUUUUUUUUCUCCUAUCAGGCAAAGCAGAGAGUGGAUGUGUUGCAUCUUCAGUUACAGAACCUGCUGUAUGAAGUUAUGCAUCUUCAGAAAGAAAUCAGCAAGUGUCUGGAGUUCAAGUAAGUCCAAAAUGAUUCUUUUAGAUAAAACUCUGUUUUGAACACACUUGAGUUCGUUUAAAACGAUUAGCCAUCAGAAAUAUAUUCCAAAAAUGAUUUAUAAUCAUGUUAGAAACAUAAAAGCUUUAUACAAUAUGUAAUUUCUUUUUGUCAGAGGAACAUUUAAAGAUAUAAAUUUCAUUAAGUGACAAGUACUUACCUCAUUGUCAAAGGGCAUUUCAAAACAAAAGACUGACACAAUUUUUCUCUGGUGUAGAUCUAAGCAUGAGGAAAUAGACUUGGUGUCUGAGGAGGAGUUUUACCAGGAGGCACCACAAAACAUUUCCAGGCCUCACCUCACCAAAAGUGAUCCCCAUCAACUCACGCUGGCACAGCUUGACUGGGAGCUCGAACAGAGGAAGAGGUAUGCAGACUUAGACACAGCACAGUGCAAGUUUAUCAAGCUGUGUUCACAAAACAGCCUCAAUGGAUUCACUUUUUUCGAAGAAGAAUACAUGUGAGAAUUUAUGUUUGCAUACAGGUUGGCAGAGAAGUACAAGGAGUCCCAGGCCACAAAGGAGAAGAUCCAGAAGAGCAUUGAGGAGAAGAAAGAACAUCUGACAAGCUUGCAGCCAGGACUCAAUGCCAUCAUGCAGGUAAAAUAGCCAUCUGGGUGCCUUAUUGUGAGGGUUAAGAGUCCCAUUUCUUGUUCGGCUUCUUUGAGGUAAAUGUUUGAAUCAUUCAGGAUAGAUAUGCAUCCUGAAUGAAAAUGUACUAAAGGAUGCUUUGUCCUCUUUCUUAGGCCUCUCUGCCGGUGCAGCAGUAUCUCUCCAUGCCCUUUGAACAAACUCAGAAGCAGACAGAAGUCGCCCGUCACCUGCCUCCACCUCUUUAUGUGCUUUUUGUUCAGGCUAAUGCUUAUGGCCAGGCAUGUGGUAAGUAACAAAAAAAAGUAAUAUUUCAUGACAAAUUGAGAUUUAUGAAUGAAACACUUGUUACCAUGUGUGAAUGAUUUCCUUUUGUUCCCUAACAGACAAGAACCUGGGUGUUUCAAUCAGUGGGGAUGUUGAUGAGGCGAAGGCUCUGUCCAAACCUCCAGAGGAUUCUCAGGGUACAAACACACAAUACAGCACAUGCACACAGUAUUUCACUUUACAAUGCUGUACUGUUUACUUUUCUGUUGUUUAUUUCAAGAUGUGAUCAUUUGGAGAAAUGCCCCUUCAAAAAAAUCAUCUUUAAAAUUGUGUUUUUAUCCAGAUGAUGAGAGUGAUUCAGAUGCAGAGGAGGAGCAAGAGAAAACUGUGAGUCUCUGACCUGACUGUGCCCUACACAAUCUCUCUCAUGCACACACACACGCACACUUAUACCCUCAGGCCACAGGGUUCAGCAGUUUCUUGACAUACCCGCCUGUGCUGCAGAAACACAAACUAAAUCCCUGGAGCUCUAGCUGUCACACAUUUUGGUCUGACGGGUUGAAAGCAGCAGCUAUCGAUUGCUUCCUGCAUCCAGAUGAGUGCCAGCUGGAGGACUCUGGGAAAUUUUCCCCUAGAAUGGCGAGGUGACAGUAACCUGAGACCUCAUCCGGCAUGCUCACUCAGCAGCACCAAACAUGACUGGAUUUCUAUCAACUGUUUUGUAAAACCUUUUACUAUUUGUGUACACAGUUCAUCACAAACUAUCUUCUUCGACCUGCUUUCCCCUCCUUUUUAUCUGUAGCUAAAAUGUGACAACAUGUCUAUCAUAUUUCUCCAGCCAGCAAGCAAAUUAUGAUUAUUUUUUAAAGUAUUAGAUAUGUCACGAUAUCAAACAUUCUUUUUGUUUCUUGUUUCCUCUUUUUUUGCUGUCUAACAGAAGAGGAGAAGGCCGACUACAGGAGGCCAGUUGGAUGAUAAAAGACGAGAAAUGUUGAAGAGACAUCCUCUGUCUCUCUGCUUGGAUCUCAAGUGUAAAGGUAACUCGCUCUACAUUCUUAAUGAUAUACAUUAUUUAUGCAUCUAAAGGCUUUUUUUGUUCAAAGGAGGCAGACACAUCGCAUUUCCCGUCAUGUAACCAUAGCUGCUCUGUCUAUUGAUGGAACUCUGAACCGAUCAGAUAGGUGUGAAAAGAAUGAGUGACCCGCUCUGUCAUGUCAUGACACCACUUGACCCUCUUGUUCCCUCUACUGGCAACAAAAGGAAUAGUGACUGACUAAAAGGAGAUCUGCAUUGCAGGCGUGACUCUUCCUAAAGAGGGAGGAGGGGGGGAAAGGUGAGGGGAGUGUUUGCAGCAAUGUAGGUCUGCAGCAGCUAUCAGAAACAGAGCGCGUUUUCUCAUCUCUUGCUCUUAUUUCCAGUUCAUUUCCCUGAGGCAAUCCGUUUACUGCAGCAAAAGCAAAAGCUGAGUAGCCCAGGUGUCUGUGAGUGACAGUGUGUCUCUGAGUUCAUGAUGACUGCAGACAGUGGAGUGUGAAAGAUGACCAUCAGCAUAGUAUGUGUCCCCUGGGUGCUGCUCUCUACUAAUGUGACCAGACUGUGUUAUUGCCCUCAGAUAUGUUGCAGACAGAGUAAAGUAAACUCUGGGGGCUGUUAACAGGAAGGAUUAAUGAAAAGAGAGGGGCCGAGGGGUGUAGACUUAAGCAGAUAAGGAUUAGUCCGUCACUGUGUGCUAUCUAUCAUGUCCCCACAGAUGGCAGUGUCCUCCACCUCUUCUUCUACUACCUGAUGAAUCUGAACAUCAUGACUGUAAAGACCAAAGUCUCCACCUCUUCAGAUCUCAGCACAGCCAUCAGCGCCGGGUACGCAUUGAUCAAAGCAUUUGUCUCCCUCUCUCUCUGUGUUCCCAGCAGAGAAGUCUAAUAAUAUCCUCUUUUGCAGGGAUCUGCUGAAGUCAGAAACUCUGCUCAGUUGCCUCUACACCAGUGACCACGGACGAGAAACACCAAACCCAGCAAACCGCUACCAGUUUGAUAAAGUUGGGUGAGUGUGUCACAUGAUUCAGUUGGAAAUAAUUUGACUGUACGUGAUCAAUCUCAGCUGAUUUAACGCUUGAUUUUCUUUCAGUAUUGUUAGCUUUGGUGAUUAUUUGGAGGAGCUUGGCCACCCCUACAAGUGGGUGCAGAGUCUGGGUGGACUUCAUUUUCCAAAUGAUACUUCAGAGGUGCGUAUUAAAGUCAAAAAUGAUCCCAGUUAAGCCGAGUUAAUUUGUCGUACAGCCGUAUGAUGCUAGUUCAUGAUUUUGAUUCGUCAGAGUGUACGCGUGGGCAGCUCGCUGAGCGCCAGCAUAAUGGAGAGCACCAUGAAGCUGCUGAGGGGCCGGGUCCAGUCACGCUUGGCGUUGCAGAAACAGUUUGCGUCGUUAGGUAUGUAAAAUCUAAACGACCACACAUUCAGUACUCCUGUAGAGGACUGAAGAAAGCUUGUCUAAGAGGUAUUGUGUUCGUGUGUGUGUGUGUGUUUUCAGAGCACAGCAUGAUCCCUGUCUCCAGUGAGUGUCAGCACCUCUUCCCUGCCAAGAUCAUCUCUCGUUUAGCUCGCUGGAACACCAUCGCUUACGAAGAGUACAUGGUAAACACAUCUGAACACAGUUUAAAUCACCUGCUCUUAAAAGAUGUGUUAAAAUUGCACAUUUCAAAGAUAUUUACCUUUUUUUCCUUUUGACAGCAUUUGCCGUACACACGUCAUGUGACUGAAGCAGGGCUUGCAAAGGAGACUGAUCUCUACUUUAUGGCUGUGGUGGAGAGGGGCACAGGUAAAUGUUAUUUUUGAUUUUAGAAUUGACCGAUUUUGGACUUUUAUCUUUCUCUUAAUAACUAAGGGUGAUUUUUUUACUUCCUUAGCUCGCCUCCAGGCCGCUCUGGUGCUGAGUCCCCGUUACCCUGAAAUCUCUCCCCUCUUCUCCCUCUCUCUCAUCUGGAAGGGAGAGCGCAGUGGACGCACUGACGACAACCUCAGAGUACAAAUACAUUUUAUUAUUGAUCACUAAUCCCUCAACUGUGCAAGCUCCUUUGGCAUCAUUAUCAGGCUCUUAAGUGAAUCAUCUGUUUGUGUGUUGUUGUUGUUUUUCAGGCCAUGGAGAGCGAAGUCAACGUGUUCAAAAAUGAGUUGCAGGGACCACGGCCAGGACACCAGCUCCUGACCAAUCAGAUUUCACGUCUGUGCGUCUGCUUGGAUGUUUAUUUGGAGACCGAAGGACAAGACGAUGGCGUGGAGGGACCAAGAGAAUUCCCCCGAGAAAAAAUGUGUUUGCGCACUGUCAGGUACACCGUGACAAGAGGCACUUCCCGGGCUCUGUCUGAAGAUGUGGUCAAACACCUUUCUUAAAUGCCUAAAUAGAUGUACUGUUUGUCUGACAUCGCUUUUCCUCUCUUUCUCUCUUCCUCAGGGGCCCAAACCGUCUGAAGCCAUUCAAGUACAACCAUCCUCAGGGCUUCUUCAGUCACCGCUAAACUUGUAAUAUACUCCUUGAACUCCCUGAAGUUUACCUUUGUGUCUCUUUGAACCACAAAGAAUCUCUUUUUAAGUCUUCAUCCCACUUUGGAAAUAAAAGAACUCAAUUAUUUUCUUGAAUGAGCGUAUCUGAUUUAUUCAAAGCUGUUGCAUCCAUGCUUUGUUUUCCCUCUUUCCCUCUCUCUCCACUCUUACCUCUCUCUGUGCCGC